This is a messenger RNA of Musa acuminata AAA Group (dessert banana), 1325 nucleotides long. Its product is annotated as kinesin-like protein KIN-14N. The record is from RefSeq and is a predicted model, not a curated record. Gene Ontology annotation, molecular function: ATP binding; microtubule motor activity; microtubule binding. Bases 160 to 1212 code for a protein of 350 amino acids. The transcript has 10 exons. Gene Ontology annotation, biological process: microtubule-based movement. NCBI's taxonomy places the organism in Eukaryota, Viridiplantae, Streptophyta, Magnoliopsida, Zingiberales, Musaceae.
AACAGUAAUCUUCAGAAUGAGGCCAACAAAAAUGGUGAAACAAUCUUGAGGUUGCAGAAGGAGAAAAGUGCCAUAAUGGAAAGCCUGACUAGUGCAAGGGAUCAUGCAAACUAACUCAAAAAUCAAUUGGACCCUUCUAAGUCUUCUCAGCAAGAGGCCAUGAAACAGAAAGAAGAAUUGAAAAAGGAAGUGCAGAGGUUGACCUCAGAGUUUGAUAACUAUACAGAACUAACUACAAAAUCAAUAAAAAAUUUGGAUAAAAUAACCAUAAAGACUAUUGCACUUGAGGAGACAUGUGCUUCCCAAAGAGAAAAAAUACAACUUUUGCAGCAUCAGCUUGCUGCUUCCAAUGAGAAGCUGAAGAGAGCUGAUUUAAUAACCAUCAAGACAAUGACAGAGUAUGAAAAGCAGAAAAACACUAUUAUUGAUUUGCAAGAUCGUCUUGCAGAGGCAGAGCUUCAAAUAAUUGAAGCAGAGAAAUUACGUAAAAAACUGCAUAAUACCAUAUUGGAACUUACAGGAAAUAUUCAAGUAUUUUAUAGAGUUCGCCUGCUUUUACUUGAUACUGAUUCGGGUGGAACAGAUGAUGUUGUUUCAUAUCCGACAUCCCUUGAAUAUCUUGGGCGUGGCAUUGACUUGACACAUAAUGCCCAGAAAUAUUCCUUCACUUUUGAUAAAGUAUUCAAUGAAGCUUCACAAGAAGAUGUAUUUGUAGAAAUCUCACAGUUGGUUCAGAGUGCACUCGGUGGAUAUAAGGUGUGCAUAUUUGCAUAUGGACAAACUGGUUCCGGUAAAACUUAUACUAUGAUGGGCAAUACUGAGCAUGCUGAACAGAAAGGCCAUAUACCUCGGUCAUUAGAGCAAAUAUUCCAAACUAGUCAAUCAUUACAAUGCCAAGGCUGGAAAUAUAAAAUGCAGGUGUCCAUGCUGGAAAUAUAUAAUGAAACAAUUCAUGAUUUGUUAUCACCUGGUCACCCUAGCAGUUUGGAAGCAAGUGGUGGUCUUAGCAAGCAAUACAGAAUCAAGCAUGACACUUGUGGUAAUACGAUUGUAUCUGAUCUUACCAUCAUAGAUGUUUGCAGCAUCAAAGCAGUUUCAUUCCUCCUCCAGCAAGCUUCACAGAGUAGGUCUGUGGGUAUUGUAUCGAUUGGAGAUCGAAUCAAUAUCGUUUGGUACGACAUUGUAUAUAUUGGGCCACAAGCAUCAGCAUGACGAUUCCCGAACCGAGUCCGAGGGUAGCCUUCUUCGCCUGCAGGCAAGCGCCGCUCGGUGUCGGCGGCGACGCUGUGGGGGCAGACGGCGGAGGAACGGAGCCUGGGGUCGAA